AAUAUCCAGGAGCCAAAAUACCUUUGGCUCGCCAUAGGUGAGCUGCUCCUAGCACAUCUCGCAAGCUUUAGAUCCCCUCUGAAGCACAGGAGACACAUAGACUCGUGGUGGCAGACAAAGAACAGUGCCCCGCUCUGCACUUCAGACUUGCCAAGGUUGCCAGAGCUCAUUCUCAUGUGCCGGGUCCAGCUCUCAAGCGAUUUACUUAGGACGUCCACCGCGCCCGCAACCGAGUUCGUUAUUUGA
Messenger RNA from Phanerochaete carnosa HHB-10118-sp, 246 nucleotides. RefSeq lists its product as uncharacterized. The annotation marks the transcript as partial. The record is from RefSeq and is a predicted model, not a curated record. NCBI's taxonomy places the organism in Eukaryota, Fungi, Basidiomycota, Agaricomycetes, Polyporales, Phanerochaetaceae. The transcript has a single exon.